ACGCACAGUUGAUUGACAUAAUAGCUAUAGUUUUUAAUAAGCGCCAACGUGAAGUGCCCGUCCUAGCUGCUGCGAUCCACCUCGCCAUAGGUGGGCAUAUUUCGCGAGAGCAAAUGAAAUUAGCAUAAAGCGCGCACUGAAUUGCAAAUCCGUCGCGCAGCCGAGGCGCGUUGUGAAAGAAAACAGUUUCGAGGGGAAAUUUUCCAUGACACGAAAACGGGUUGAGUGCCCAAAUCGAAAAAAUAUCUCGAGAGACUUCUCAUGAAUAUGCAUCCGACAUAUAACUUCACUCCAGAUCAGGUAGCUUGCGUUUGUGAGGUGCUACAACACAGCAACGACAUGGAAAGACUGGCGAGAUUUCUUUGGUCGUUGCCGGAACACGGAAGCAUCCAAAAAGAAGUGAGCGUUCUAAAAGCAAAGGCCGCGGUUUUCUUCCAUCAAGGUAAUUACCAGGAGCUCUACCGCAUUCUGGAGAGCAACAAUUUUCCCGUGUCGUCGCACAAUAAGCUGCAGUCACUUUGGAUGAAGGCGCACUAUAUCGAGGCCGAGAAAUUGAGAGGAAGGCCUUUGGGAGCUGUCGGAAAGUACAGAGUAAGACGAAAAUUUCCAUUGCCAAGGACUAUUUGGGAUGGGGAGGAAACUAGUUACUGUUUUAAGGAACGUUCGAGAAAUAUACUGCGCGAUUGGUAUAAUCACAAUCCAUAUCCUUCACCUCGAGAGAAACGCGAGCUAGCCGAGGCUACAGGACUAACAACGACACAAGUGAGUAACUGGUUUAAGAAUAGACGACAACGAGAUAGAGCAGCCGAGGCAAAGAACAGAGACACAAAUAACAACACGAUGAACGAUGGUUCGUCGCCGAAACUUGGUCUUAUUGCUCGUCAAAAUAGCGCCAUGAAUGGCCUAAAACACUCGCUCACUCAUGUCGACUUCUCUUGUCUACCUGCUUCAUUGCACCCGAGCCAGCCGAUUAUAAAGUUGGAGAAUCACGAAAUGCUAAGCGUAUCUAAUUCGCAACACGACGCGAUGCUGACACAAAAUGUCGCCGAUCUUACUCAAUGUCUUCCUACCGAUGCAAACAUGUUGAGCUCUUUGACUUCGUCCUCCCUUGUCGGUCUUUGACGUAAAGUUGGAUAUUUAAAAAAAGGGGGACGAUUGGCUGUUAAUGCUUUUUAGCGCUUCGACUUCAUUUCAAACGGGGUUCUGUUGCUUGAGUGUACUUUCUUAGCCUUUCAAGACCAGAGACGUGAUGGGAAAUAGAUUGUAAAUCAUUUCGACUAUCGACCUAUGGACAAAAUCCACUGUCGUCGUAUGAAAAAGACUUUUCUAGUUUAGUCCUGCUGGUGUAUCGCCGUGCGACCGCGUCAAACGUAUUCAUUGUUGCAUUCCGGGAACAUGCAUUCUUAAUUUUCAUAACUUAUUGGGGGGAACCACAUUUUCUGACACGACAACCAUAUCAGAUUGUAUCAUAAAAAGUACAAAGGGGUCGCGCGCAAUAUAUGUAAAUGAAGUAAAUGAACUAUUGUUGGUCGUAGACCGCGUGUACCUUCGAUGUGUCCGCCGUACUUAUAUGCCCAACACUGCCCAACAUGUUUUAGAAUUAUUUGGAAAUAUAAACUCUUCGAUACGCCACGAAGAUACAAUGUAGAUAAAAUUGCACGCCAUGUGUAAAUUGUUCAAUGUUGAUUUUCCUAGGACGAUGUUAACAUGUAUCAUUUAUGUCGAUAUAAAUUUACGAACUGAA
Xenia sp. Carnegie-2017 is the source of this 1744-nucleotide messenger RNA. Its product is annotated as homeobox protein SIX1-like. The transcript is spliced from 2 exons. The coding region runs from base 262 to 1122 and encodes 286 amino acids. Gene Ontology annotation, molecular function: RNA polymerase II cis-regulatory region sequence-specific DNA binding; DNA-binding transcription factor activity, RNA polymerase II-specific. The record is from RefSeq and is a predicted model, not a curated record. NCBI's taxonomy places the organism in Eukaryota, Metazoa, Cnidaria, Anthozoa, Malacalcyonacea, Xeniidae. Gene Ontology annotation, cellular component: transcription regulator complex; nucleus. Gene Ontology annotation, biological process: regulation of transcription by RNA polymerase II.